Salarias fasciatus (jewelled blenny) is the source of this 4202-nucleotide messenger RNA. RefSeq names its product WASP like actin nucleation promoting factor b (gene waslb). Bases 483 to 1940 code for a protein of 485 amino acids. The record is from RefSeq and is a predicted model, not a curated record. Gene Ontology annotation, biological process: actin filament organization. Gene Ontology annotation, molecular function: actin binding. The transcript is spliced from 7 exons. Lineage: Eukaryota; Metazoa; Chordata; Actinopteri; Blenniiformes; Blenniidae.
GAGAUUAUUGUGGGAUUAAGGCAUAGACGGGUUUUAAUGGUUACGUAAAAUCCUGCAGCACAUCCAGAAUAAUUUGCCGGGAUUAGAUCCGCUUGCGUCGUUUUGCAGGGGAAGGGGAGGAGGUAGUAGUGGAGGUGGGCGGAGACACGAUAACAGCAAACCAAUCCAAGUUUGAUAAUCUGACAGUGGGGAGUAGAGGCGGAGGAUGAGUAAACCGAGCGGGAGCUGGCUCUGCGCUUCUAUGAUGGCAUUGCUGGACAUUCGCCUUCCAGACCCAGACAGGAAGCAUCCCGCCACCCCGAUGAGGAUGUUAAUGCAGUGAAUGAGGAGUCUGGUCAUCAGCAAGUUGGCCUUGCGGAGGUUAUUUUGUUUUGCUCCGGACAACUUGGAGACGGAUCUUCGACUUCCAGGACAGCAGAACGACUUCCUCUGUUGGGCUUAAGCAGCGUCACUGCGUCCCUCAUGUCCAGCCACCAGCCACAAUGAUGUUCUGCACCACCUUCCUCUCUGCGCCCUCCGAGGAAGUCAACUGCGAGCGUGGAGGAGGAGGAGGAGAAGGAGGAGCGACUCUGGGAGGCCCGGGGAGUUGCCUGUCGUCUCUGCACUGCCUGGUCCUCCCCCAGGAUGAACUGUACCCGUCUCUCUCCGUCCCCACCGCUCGCCUCUCCAUCUGCACGGAAGACCGCUCGCGCGGCCUGCUGGGCUCGGUGCUCCUGGACGUGGGCGUGGCCGCCUGCGGCGCCCGAGGCGGCAGAUGCAUUUGGGACAAGAUGAGAAGGCGGCGCAGUCGGUCGGCCUCGCCCUCACCCAGCAAAACCCCGAAAAGCCCGUGUAGCGAGAGCGCUCGAGGACCGGCGUUGCCCAUGGCCACUGUCGACAUCAGAAACCCGGAGAUCAACAGCAUUCACCGUUUCCACAACUCCCAGGUGAACAACAUCGUGCACUCUCCCUUCCCCAAGAGGGAGAAGAAGAACAAAGGGAAGAAGAAGAGGCUGACCAAGGCAGACAUCGGCACGCCGAGCAACUUCCAGCACAUUGGACAUGUAGGAUGGGAUCCGAACACAGGCUUCGAUCUGAACAACUUGGACCCGGAGCUGAAGAAUCUGUUCGAUAUGUGCGGCAUCUCUGAGGCCCAGCUGAAAGACAAGGAGACCUCCAAGGUCAUCUACGACUUCAUCGAGAAGAAGGGAGGCGUGGAAGCCGUCAAGAACGAGCUGCGGAGACAAGCUCCUCCUCCACCUCCAUCCAGAAGCGGCCCUCCGCCGCCGCCGCCGCCGCCGCACCACGGCUCGGCCCCGCCUCCCCCUCCCCCCGCCCGCGGGCGAGGCAUGCCGCCGCCGCCGCCCCCCUCCCGGGCGCCCGUCUCCGCGCCGCCGCCUCCCCCGCCGUCCCGGCCGGGCAUGUCCGCACCCCCGCCUCCCCCGCCCAGCCGAGGCUCCCUCCCACUGCCGCCUCCGCCGGCGCACGCCUCCUUCCCAGUGGCGGCGGCACCGCCGCCACCCCCUCCGCCCCCCGCCGUCCCGUCCGGUUUCGGCGUGCCCGCCCCCCCUCCCCCUCCUCCCCCGCCGCCGGGGCCCCCGCCUCCCGCUCCCCCGCCCUUGGAGGCUAACGGAGGGGACGGCGGCCCGCCCUCGUCUGGGAAGUCGGCCCUUCUGAGCCAGAUCCGGGAGGGGACGCAGCUGAAGAAGGUGGAGCAGAAGGACCGGCCGGUGUCCUCCACCGGGCGGGACGCGCUCCUCGACCAGAUCCGACAGGGCAUCCAGCUCAAACCUAGGGAAGAUAACACCGACGCGCCGGCGGCGCCGGCCCCCUCGGCGGGCAUCGUGGGAGCGCUGAUGGAGGUGAUGCAAAAAAGGAGCCGAGCCAUUCAUUCUUCAGAUGAGGAUGAUGACGACGACGACGACGAGGACUUUGACGAUGAAGACGAAUGGGAGGAUUAGCUCCGCCCUCCAGAUCCCCCGGAUGGUCAUGACACUAAAACGAUGUUCUUGUCUGUCUAAAAAAAAAAAAAACAAACAAACAAAAAAAAUCUUUAAUUUCAAAAUUCUAAGUGUAAAUGUUCUGUUUUUGCUGUAUAUUUUUGUUGCCUUUAUGCUUUUUUUUUUAAUUCUGUGCAAUACCUCAUUCUGUAAAUGUUUGUCUUUUUUUUUUUUUUCAUCUUCGGUUGUUGCUUCUUUCUCUUUGGUCUUCGCUCCGUCUCUCCGCCACCGAUCGCUUCGUCUUUCCUUUUAUCUGUAAUUUGUGCUUCUGUUUUUGUUUUGUUUUUUUCCCCUUCCCUCCAUCACCGUGUCUCUUUCUCCUCCACCCACGCCUCCCCCCCCCCCCCCCCCUCCUCCUUCUCCAUCCACUCUGUUUAUCACCUCCAUCUGUCACUACUCGGCCAUAUUUCGUCUCCGCUGCCUCUCGUCACACAUGUUGCCUCCCGUCUUCCCACUCCUCACGUUCACAUGCAAUUUCAAAUCGUCUCUCCAGUGUUUUUUUGUUUUUUUGUUUUUUUUUUUUUGGUCGCGUGUGAGGGUCAGUGAUCGAAGACAGAACAAGUUGCCACAACUCUUUAACUAAUUGUGUUAAUUGUGUCAUCCUUGUUGGACAGGAGGUAAAAUAAUUAACUAUUUUCAUAUCCUAAUGCUCUGUAGUUUAUUUUUACGUAUUCAAAUGACUCUAGUUUAGCACCCAUAUUUUCUUAAGGACAAAGAAGAAGAAGCGCUCUCUCUGGACUUCAUUUGCUGUGGACUGUAAAUUUGCUCCAGAAUUUUUUGAGUCUCUUAUAUUUUUGCACAGAUCAAGAGAGGAAGACUCGCUGCAUGAAUACAGGACAUUUUGCAGGUCUGCGGCAUUACGAAACACACACACACACACGCGCGCGCGCGCGCACACACACAUGCUUUAAAUAAUGAGACAACACACUCGGGACUAAGCGUUUUUCACCAUUAACGUUCAACACUACCAUCUGUACACAAAAGCAGGUAAUCCAGUGUUGCCCCUGUUUUUUUUUUUUUUUUUUUUGCUGAAUUUCAUUUUCAUUUCACUGUCACACUACAGAUUCAAUUGAUUUGUCCUUUUUUUGUUUGCUUUUCCUUUUUUUUUUUUUUUUUAAGCGACAAGCAGACUGUUAACAGAGGCCUGUUUGUUGGAAUCAGGAAUAAAGUCAUUUUAGUUUCACACACCCGGAUGCUCACAAUGGGUCCAUAUGCUCAGUUACUGCACAGAAACAGCAGGGAGAAACUUUUUUUUUCUCUCUCUCUCUCUCUCUCUCUCUCUCUCUCUCUCUCUCCCUGUUGUGGAAAUUAAAGCUGACAUUAUAGGGAAUUAUAUAUAUAUAAUCAUGGCAUUUUUCAAAGGAGUAUCAAUGUGGUUUAAACUAAUACAUGUUGUAUGAUCUCAGACUGGGUGAUAUAAUGCAAACAACUGUUUACACACACACACACACCUGUUGGCCAUUUUAUUAGGUACACUACUGCGCCGUAGUGGAAGAUGUAUCCGAUACAGUUGAGCAUUACUGCGGACUACAGUCUGAAUAGUUUUAAUAGAUGUAGUCAAAACUGUAUACCUUAAUAAAGUGGCUGCUGACUGUUAUGUAACAUUUUCCUGAAAUACUUUCCUUUUGGGAGGACAUUGCUUUCAAAAUCUUCCUGAAAUUAUGCAUAAAAAAAAAAAAUCAGUUUUUGUUGUGAUAAAUAAAUGCAAUGGCAUGGUUUUUUUUUUUUUUUUCUAAAAACAGCAAAAUAGGAAAAUUCGUAGGCAAUAGUAGACUUUGGUCAUAUCUUUGUUUUCCAAAAAGUCCAAAGUUACUAACCACGUCGAUUCAUUUUUUUCAUCGUUAGAUCGACUCUGUAUUGUCAAACAAUAGCUGAUUUACUAAAAUCUUAUGUUAGCCGACAUAUCCUCUCUGAUUCUGGGCUUUAGUAAUGGUUAAGAUAAGGAUUAAGCAUUUUAAGAAUACCAUUGGUAGAAAAUUGAACUUUUCUUGAGUCUGUAAAUCUAAAGCUAGCUGUACGCUCACAGGCUAAGAGAAAAGCUUCGGUAACUUUAAAAAAUGGGGUUUAUCCUCUCAUAAGAUUGUAUUGGCUUGCUUUAAAUAUCUAUUUUGAAAGGUAACAGAGCCAUUAAGUGCUGCUUUUGUUCCUCUGGUAGCUGUUUGCUACACUGAAACUAAAAAAAAAAAAAAAAGUUUUUGACUUAAGAGUGCAUUUUGUUUGUUU